Messenger RNA from Morus notabilis, 1864 nucleotides. RefSeq names its product E3 ubiquitin-protein ligase RHF2A. Gene Ontology annotation, molecular function: ubiquitin-protein transferase activity. NCBI's taxonomy places the organism in Eukaryota, Viridiplantae, Streptophyta, Magnoliopsida, Rosales, Moraceae. The transcript has 9 exons. The coding region runs from base 323 to 1498 and encodes 391 amino acids. The record is from RefSeq and is a predicted model, not a curated record.
GCGGUUAAAUUUUAGUGGAGUUGUCAAAGAUAUAUUCUUGGAGAAAGCCACGUGGCGGCACCACAACGAUCGGGAGACAAAAGCUAAGGCUCGCAAAAAGACUCCGUGGCUCAAGUCUUCGCCUCCCCAAACCCGAAAGUAAACAAAAAACCCAAACCUUACGACUUGACCAUUGCUAAAGCCCCCACUCUCUCUCUCUCUCUCUCUCUCUACAACCUAGGGUUUCACCAGUCCCUGAUUCUCUUCUUAAUUCCGAAUUCCGAAUCGGAUUGAUCACGCACUCCGAGAUCGGUUCUAGCCUCGAUUCUUUUGCAAAACUUUCAUGGAGGUACCGGGGAUGGAAGAGAUCAAGAAGUCUGAGGCUCAUUUGACAUCAGCAGCAGCUUUUGUUGAGGGUGGCAUCCAGGAUGCUUGUGAUGAUGCUUGCAGUAUAUGCCUUGAAGCUUUCUGUGACAGUGACCCUUCAACGGUGACUAGUUGCAAGCAUGAGUUUCAUCUUCAAUGCAUUCUUGAAUGGUGCCAAAGAAGCUCCCAAUGCCCUAUGUGUUGGCAACCCAUCAGCCUGAAGGAUCCCACCAGCCAAGAGCUACUGGAGGCUGUAGAGCGGGAGAGGAGUUUUAGGUUUAAUCCAUCCAGAAAUGCUACAAUAUUUCAUCAUCCGACUCUUGGGGAUUUUGAAUUGCAGCAUUUACCAGUGGGUGCUAGUGAUGCUGAACUAGAGGAACGUAUUAUUCAGCACUUAGCUGCUGCCGCUGCAAUGGGUCGAGCACGCCACAUUUCUAGGAGGGAAGGCCAGAGAAAUAGGGCAUCAGCUCAGGGUCGACCUCAGUUUCUUGUAUUUUCGACCCAUCCUAAUGCACCAUCUGCCACUCCUGCUUCUUCCUCCCCAGAUCAGAGUGGGGAAGCUGAGCCAAUUCCUGCAAUUACAGUAGCUUUACCAUAUCCUUCAAACGCAGGUGAAGAAUCAUCACAACAGACUGCUUCAAGUUCACUUCCUUCUAGCCAAGCUGAACCUGUAUCAGCCUCAGCAUCUGGAUCAAGUGUUGUUGCCAACCAACAGGGAUCUUCCCUGAGUAAUAGGAGGUCAUCGAGUCAGUCAUCUCCAAGUAGUCAGGAUAGAGCUGGACCAUCAGAUUUCCAAUCCUUUUCAGAAUCUCUAAAGUCUCGAUUCAAUGCAGUAUCAAUGAGAUAUAAGGAGUCAAUUUCAAAGAGCACAAGAGGUUGGAAGGAGAGAUUGUUCUCUCGCAACACCUCCAUGUCAGAUCUUGGUUCUGAAGUUAAAAGGGAAGUUAAUGCAGGAAUUGCAACUGUAUCACGAAUGAUGGAGCGUCUGGAAACCAGGGAUAAUAGUAGAACCAGUGAUGCAUCCGUAUCAAAUAGUUUAGAUAGUGCAGCUCCAGCAUCAGACAACCGACAGACAUCAGAUACUGAUGGUGACAAUUCUUUGGGUGAUACAAAUGUAAAGGCGUCAUGUGCUGCAGGUUCUAGUUCAAAUUAAGCUUAUUCGGCAAUUGAAUCAGCUCAGCGCAUUUCUCAUUUAGAGGUGGAAUCUUAUUGUUCUUUUUUUCCCAGUAAUGAGAUGCUGCGAUAUGAUGCUUUGCCAUCCGUCUCACUCACACCAGUGGAUAAAUCAUAAAAUGCUUUUACAAUUAGAAAAAGCUAAUUGGUGGUGUGAUUGUCAAUAAGAGAACUGUGGAAAGAAAAGUUCAUCACUCAACGAAGAAACCAGUUGUAAAUCAGUUUGUAUCAAAUAACUUAUUUAUGAAUAUAUUACUGAGCAGUGCUUGCUAAUGUAGUAGUUCUAAAGAUGUUAAAAAUGUUCAAUUAUAUUUGAAGUUUAAUAUUAAUGUAGAAGAAUUCCUUC